AUGACGAAACGAUUGCGUAGCUCGGACAACACCGCUUUACCUGUUAUUUCGAAUCGUAGCCCGGAGUACCAGUCAGAAGGUGACGGACCGGGCGUCCACUCCGCUCAGCAAUGGCCCGUGAGCAAGGAUGCCAUGAGCGCUGCUCGUACCUUCCUCCAGGAAUGUGCAUCAGCGCGUCAGCCUACCCUUCUUCUUCCCGACAAGGACGCCGACGGCCUAUGCAGCGGCCUGAUCUUAUAUCACACGCUUUGUGCGCUUGGCCUUCCACCCCAGCUCCUUACCGUACACUUUGUGGCCAAAGGGUCGAAUGUGCAUGCGCCCGACGAGCGUGCUCAGCUCGCUAGCUAUCAGGCGAGAUACCUCGUCCUCGUCGACCAGGGUAGCCGUCCAGGCCCUCCAAUUGUGGACAGCGAAGAGGCGAAGGUGCUUAUUGUAGAUCAUCACGCGAGCGACAGCUUUCCAGCAAAUGCCCAAGUCCUCUCAGCCGCGGGCUGUGAACCUGUAGCAACAUCGUCGACACUUGCAUACCUCCUGUGUCGCCCACUAGUGGCCAGCGCGGACUCCGCUUCAUCUGAGCUCAAGGAACGGCUUGAAUAUCUAUGUGUGAUGGGCACAAUGGGCGACCUGGGUGCAGGAUUCAAGUGGGAGGCGCCUUUCCCUGAUAUGCGAGUUUGCAUGAAGCGCUGGACGAAGAAAGCGCUUGCAGAAGCUGUAAGCCUCCUGAACGCUCCGCGCAGGACAGCUCGAUACGACGUGAUUGCGGCAUGGGACGCCCUCAUGCACGCCUCUUCUCCGCGCGAACUCGUGUCAUCGUCGGCGCCACUUAUCAAACGGCUCCAUGCCGCCCGCGACGAGGUCCGCAGGGAGGUAGAGCGGUGCACGCACACUGCGCCUAUGUUCUCAGGUGAUGGUCGCGUCGCUCUCAUUCGCAUCAGCAGCACAGCACAAGUGCAUCCGCUCAUCGCGACACGCUGGGCCGCAACCCUGAAGUCUGCACGUCUCGAGAUGGUGAUGUGUGCGAAUGACGGGUACCUACCGGGAGAGGCAAAGACGAACUUCGCGUGCCGCAUCGCGCGAUGUGCGCUCACACGCGGGCAGACCGAUGAUGCAAGGGAAAUCGACGUGAUGGAGAUGUUGAAGCAGUACGCCAGCCAUGUUCUCGGCUUGCAAAGUGCAAUGGGCGAAGAUUUUGCACGAGGGCAUCGGCAGGCGAGUGGAGGGAUUGUGAUGACAGCGCAUUUCGAGCGGCUGUGGAACGCGAUGAAAGAGACGGAGCCAGAGAUAAGGGAAGCAGGCCCUUCUCAGAAGAAGCGGAAGGCGUGGCCGAGUCAGGGAAAUACGCUCGAAAGUUGGCUGAGGAAAACAUAG
Messenger RNA from Fibroporia radiculosa, 1368 nucleotides. RefSeq lists its product as uncharacterized. The record is from RefSeq and is a predicted model, not a curated record. The transcript has 6 exons. The coding region runs from base 1 to 1368 and encodes 455 amino acids. Lineage: Eukaryota; Fungi; Basidiomycota; Agaricomycetes; Polyporales; Fibroporiaceae.